AUGCGCUCCGGCCCACGGCCCCCGCCUCCAGUCCCCGUCCUGGCCCUGGCUUUGACCUUGGCCGUGCUGUUGGACCCUGCAUCCACAGGGCUGUGGGUGCCCUGCACGCGUGGCCCGGGGCGCUGGGUCCGACUGCCUAGGGCGUGGCACUGCGCGCGGAUUGUGUCCCGGACUCGCAGCGCACCCUCACCAACGCCCUCCUUCUUUGGUGAGAACCACCUGGAGGUGCCUGUGGCCAUGGCCUUGACUGACAUAGACCUACAGCUGCAGUUCUCCACAUCCCAGCCCGAAGCCCUAUUACUCCUGGCCGCUGGCCCUACUGACCACCUCCUGCUGCAACUCCACUCUGGAUACCUGCAGGUCAGACUCGUCCUGGGCCAGGAGGAUCUGAGGCUGCAGACCCCAGCAGAGACACUGCUGAGCGACUCCGUCCCCCACACUGUGGUGCUCACCGUAACAGACGGCUGGGCCACAUUGUCAGUUGAUGGACACCUGAAUGCCACUGCCUCGGCCCCUGGGACUCCACUGGAGGUCCCCUAUGGGCUCUUUGUGGGGGGCACUGGGAGACUUGGCCUGCCCUAUCUGAAGGGAGCCAGCCGCCCGCUGAGGGGCUGCAUCCAUGAAGCCACACUCAAUGGCCGAAGCCUCCUUAGACCAUUGACCGAGGAUGUGCACGAGGGCUGUGCUGAAGAGUUUUCAGCAGGCGACGACGUGGCCCUGGGCUUCUCUGGGCCCCACUCGCUGGCUGCCUUCCCUGCCUGGGGCACUCGGGAUGAAGGUACCCUGGAGUUUACUCUCACAACAAGAAGCCAGCAGGCGCCCCUGGCCUUCCAGGCUGGGGGUCGACGUGGGGACUUCAUCUAUGUGGACAUAUUCGAUGGGCACCUGCGGGCCAUGGUGGAGAAGGGCCAGGGCACCGUCUUGCUCCACAACAGCGUGCCCGUGGCCGAUGAGCAGCCACAUGAGGUCAGCAUCCACAUCGAUGCCCACAGGCUGGAGCUGUCUGUGGACCAGUACCCGACACGCACAUCCAAUCGAGGGGCCCUCAGCUACCUGGAGCCGCACGGCAGUCUCCUUCUGGGGGGUCUGGAUGCUGAGGCCUCCCGUCACCUCCAGGAACACCGCCUAGGCCUGGCCCCUGGGGCUGCCAAUGCCUCUCUCCUGGGCUGCAUAGAAGACCUCAGCGUCAAUGGCCAGAGGUGGGGGCUCCGGGAUGCUUUGCUGACCCGUAACAUGGCAGCGGGCUGCAGGCUGGAGGAGGAGGAGUAUGAGGACGAUACCUACACUCAGUAUGAAGCCUUCUCCACACUGGCGCCUGGGCGUUGGCCGGCCAUAGAGCUGCCUGAGCCCUGCCUGCCAGAGCCCGGGCUGCCUCCAGUCUUUGCCAACUUCACCCAGUUGCUGACCAUCAGCCCCCUAGUGGUGGCUGAGGGCGGCACAGCCUGGCUAGAGUGGCGACACGUGCAGCCCACGCUGGACCUGAGCGAGGCCGAGCUGCGCAAGUCCCAGGUGCUGUUCAGCGUGAGCGGCGGGGCGAAGCACGGAGAGCUGGAGCUAGAUAUCCCGGGUGCGCAGGCCCGCAAGAUGUUCACGCUGCUGGACGUGGUCAACCGCAAGGCCCGCUUUGUCCAUGACGGCUCCGAGGACACCUCUGACCAGCUGGUGCUGGAGGUGACUGUGACGGCUCGGGGGCCGGUGCCCUCCUGCCUGCGCAGGGGCCAGACCUACAUCCUGCCCAUCCAGGUGCACCCGAUCAAUGACGCGCCCCGCGUCGUCUUCCCCCAUGGCAGCCUCAUGGUGAUCCUGGAGCACACGCAGAAGCCACUGGGGCCCGAGGUCUUCCAGGCCUACGACCCGGACUCGGCCUGCGAGGGUCUCACCUUCCAGCUUCUUGGCAACCCCGCUGGCCUCCCGGUGGAGCGCCGGGACCACCCCGGGCAGCCAGCCACCGAGUUCUCCUGCCGGGAGCUGGAGGCAGGCAGCCUCGUCUUUGUCCACCGAGGCGGCCCCGCGCAGGAGCUGACCUUCCGGGUCAGCGAUGGGCUGCAGGCCAGCCCCCCGGCCACCCUGAAGGUGGUGGCCGUCCGACCGACCAUCCAGAUCCGCCACAACACGGGCCUCCGCCUGGCUCAGGGCUCUGCCGCGCCCAUCUUGCCCGCCAACCUGUCGGUGGAGACAAAUGCGGUGGGGCAGGAGGUGAGCGUGCUGUUCCGAGUGACCACAGCCCUGCGCUUUGGGGAGCUGCAGAAGCAGGGGGCCGGCGGGGUGGAGGGGGCCGAGUGGUGGGCUGCGCAGGCCUUCCACCAGCGGGACGUGGAGCAGGGCCGCGUCAGGUACCUGAGCACUGACCCCAAGCACCGCGCCGAGGACACGGUGGAGAACCUGGCCCUGGAGGUGCAGGUGGGUCAGGAGACCCUGAGCAAUUUCUCCUUCCCAGUGACCAUCCAGCGAGCCACAGUGUGGCUGCUGCGGCUGGAGCCCCUGCACGCGCAGAACACCCGGCAGGAGGCCCUCACCACGGCCCACCUGGAGGCCACCCUGGAGGGCGCAGGCCCGGGCCCCACUUCCUUCCACUACGAGGUAGUUCAGGCCCCCAGGAAGGGGAAUCUCCAGCUCAAAGGCAAGAGGCUGUCAGACGGUCAGGGCUUCACCCAGGAUGACCUGCAGGCUGGCCAUGUGACCUAUGGGGCCACCACGCGGGCCUCGGAGGAGAUAGAAGACACCUUCCGCUUCCGCGUCACAGCCCCACCACACUUCUCCCCCCUCUACACCUUCCCCAUCCACAUCGGUGGGGACCCCGACGCCCCCGUCCUCACCAACGUCCUCCUCACAGUACCCGAGGGGGGCAAGGGCGUCAUCUCUGCUGACCACCUCUUCGUCAAGAGUCUCAACAGCGCGAGCUACCUCUACGAGGUCAUGGAGCGACCCCGUCACGGGAGGCUGGUGUGGCGAGAGGCACAAGACCAGACCUCCACGGUGAUGUCCUUCACCAACGAAGACCUGCUCCAUGGCCGCCUGGUCUACCAGCACGACGACUCCGAGACCACUGAAGAUGACAUCCCGUUUGUGGCUACCCGCCAGGGCGAGGGCAGCGGUGGCAUGGCCUGGGAGGAGGUCCGGGGCGUCUUCCGUGUGGCCAUCCAGCCCGUGAAUGACCACGCCCCAGUGCAGACAAUCAACCAUGUCUUCCACGUGGCCCGGGGUGGCCAGCGGCUACUGACGACAGACGAUGUGGCCUUUAGCGACUCAGACUCUGGCUUUGCUGAUGCUCAGCUGGUGUUGACCCGCAAGGACCUUCUCUUUGGCAGUAUUGUGGCUGUGGAUGAGCCCACGCGACCCAUCUACCGCUUUACCCAGGAGGACCUCAGGAAGCGGCGAGUCCUGUUCGUGCACUCAGGGGCUGACCGCGGCUGGAUCCAGCUGCAGGUGUCUGACGGCCAGCACCAGGCCACUGCCCUGCUCGAGGUGCAGGCCUCUGAGCCCUACCUCCGAGUAGCCAAUGGCUCCAGCCUCGUGGUCCCUCAGGGUGGCCAGGGCACCAUUGACACAGCUGUGCUCCACCUGGACACCAACCUGGACAUCCGCAGUGGGACUGAGGUCCACUACCGUGUCAUGUCCAGCCCACGCUGGGGACAGCUGCUCCGAGACAGCCAGCCAGCCACAACCUUCUCCCAGCAGGACCUGCGGGAUGGGGCCAUCCUGUACAGUCACAACGGCAGCCUCAACCCCCGUGACAGUCUCACCUUCUCUGUGGAGGCAGGGCCAGUGCACACAGAGGCCACCCUGCAAGUGACCAUUGCCCUAGAGGGGCCGCUGCCCCCACUGCGCCUGGUCCAGCACAAAAAGAUCUACGUCUUCCAAGGAGAAGCUGCUGAGAUCAGAAGGGAUGACCUGGAGGCAGCCCAGGAGACAGUGGCGCCCAGCGACAUUGUAUUCUCAGUGAAGACACCACCCCGUGCUGGUUACCUGGUGAUGGUGUCACACGGCGCCUCCUCCAUGGACCAGGCACCCAGCCUGGACCCUGUGCAGAGCUUCUCACAGGAGGCAGUGGACGCUGGCCAGGUCCUCUACCUGCAUUCACGCCUUGAGGCCUGGAACGAUGUCUUCUCCCUGGACGUGGCCUCGGGCCUGGGCACUCCCAUCGAGGGCAUCCGGGUAGAGCUGGAGGUGCUGCCGGCCACCAUCCCCCUGGAGGCACAGAACUUCAGUGUCCACGAGGGCGGCAUCCGCACCCUGGCCCCUCCGCUGCUCCGCAUCACGGGGCCCUAUUUCCCCACGCUGCCGGGCCUGGGCCUGCAGGUGCUGGAGCCACCCCAGCACGGGGCCCUGAGGAAGGAGGAAGACCCUCAAGACGGCACCCUCCAGGCCUUCUCCUGGAGAGAGGUGGAACAGCAGCUGAUCCGCUAUGUGCAUGAUGGGAGCGAGACACUGACAGACAGCUUUGUUCUGGUGGCCAACGCCUCCGAGAUGAACCGCCAGAGCCAUCCUGUGACCUUGACCGUCACUGUCCUGCCUGUCAAUGACCAGCCCCCUAUCCUCACCACAAACACUGGUCUGCAGAUAUGGGAGGGGGCCACUGCAUCCAUCCCCCCGGAGGCCCUGCAAGGAACAGACAGAGACACGGAGCCCAGGGACUUGGUCUACACCAUCAAGGACUCCAGCAAUGGACGGGUUGUGCUGCGGGCAGCUCCAGACACUGAGGUCCAGAGUUUUACCCAGGCCCAGCUAGACAGCGGGCUUGUGCUGUUCACACACAGAGGAGCCCUGGAUGGAGGCUUCCACUUCGACCUCUCGGAUGGUGAGCACAUGUCCCCUGGACACUUCUUCCGUGUGGUAGCCCGCAAGCCGCUGCUUUUGACCCUGGAGGGCAGCAGGACCCUGACCGUCUGCCCAGGAUCGGUCCAGCCCCUCAGCAGUCACAGUCUGAGAGCCAGCUCCAGCGAAGGCACAGACCCCCGCCACCUGCUCUACCAUGUGGUGCGGGGCCCGCAGCUGGGCCGACUGUUCCAUGCCCAGCACGGCAGCACAGCAGAGGCGCUGGUGAACUUCACACAGGCUGAGGUGUCCGAUGGGAAAGUUCUGUAUGAGCAUGAGAUGCCCCCUGAGCCCUUCUGGGAGACCCACGACACCCUGGAGCUGCUGCUGUCCUCGCCUCCUGCCCCCGAUGUGGCUGCCACCCUCACUGUCACCGUGUCCUUCGAGGCUGCCUGUCCUCAGCGCCCUAGCCGCCUCUGGAGGAACAAAGGUCUCUGGGUCCCUGAGGGCCAGCGGGCCGAGAUCACCGUGACCGCCCUGGAUGCCUCCAACCUCCUGGCCAGCGUCCCACCGUCCCAGCGCCCUCAGCAUGACGUGCUCUUUCAGGUCACACAGUUCCCCACCCGGGGCCAGCUGUGGGUGUCCAGGGAGCCCCUGCACGCCGGGCAGCCCCACUUCCUGCAGUCGGAGCUGGCCGCUGGGCAGCUUAUAUAUGCCCACGGUGGAGGGGGCCCCCAGCAGGACAGCUUCCGCUUCCGCGCCCGCCUGCAGGGCCCUGCGGGGGUCUCGGGGCCCCAGACCUCAGAGGCCUUCAUCAUCACGGUGCGGGAUGUCAACGAGCGGCCCCCACAGCUUCAGGCCUCGGGCCCGCUGCAGCUCACCCGGGGCUCCCGGGCCCCCGUCUCCCGCGCCCAGCUCAGUGUGGUGGACCCAGAUUCAGCUCCCGGGGAGAUUGAGUUCACAGUGCAGCGGGCACCCCACAAUGGCUUCCUGAGCCUGGCAGGGGGCGGCCCGGGGCCAGUGACCCGCUUCACGCAGGCCGACGUGGACGCGGGGCGGCUGGUCUUCACGGCCAACGGAAGCAGCGUGGCUGGCUCCUUCCAGCUGAGCGUGUCCGACGGGGCCAGCCCACCACUGUCCUUGACCCUGGCCGUGGACAUCUUGCCCUCCACCAUUGAGGUGCAGCAGCAGGCACCCCUGGAGGUGCCCCAAGCCUCGGGCCGGGCCCCGCUGAGCCGGCAGCAGCUCCAGGUGGUCUCUGACCGGGAGGAGCCGGACGUCUCCUACCGCCUCACUCGGGGCCCCCAGUUCGGGCACCUGUUAGUCAGGGGGCAGCCGACCACAGCUUUCAGCCAGCUCCAGGUAGACCAGGGCCAGGUGGUCUUUGCCUUCAAAAACUUCUCCUCCCCUCAUGACUGCUUCGGUGUCCUGGCCCUGGCCCGGGGGGCUAACACCUCAGCCAUGGUCAAUGUCACCGUGAGGCCACUGCUGCGCAUCUGGACGGGUGGUCCCUGGCCCCAGGGUGCCACUGUGCGCCUGGAACCUGCCAUCCUGGACGCAGGCGAGCUGGCCAACCUCACGGGCAGUGUGCCCCGCUUCCGCCUCUUACAGGGCCCCCAGCAUGGCCGAGUGGUCCGUGUACCACGGGCCCGGGUGGGGUCCAGGGAUGACCAGCCUGUGGAGCAGUUCACCCAGAAGGACAUUGAGGAGGGGCGGCUGGGGCUGGAGGUGGGCCGGCCCCCAGGUCCCACAGGCGACAGGCUCACUCUGGAGCUGUGGGCACAGGGGGUCCCACCUGCUGUUGUCUCCCUGGACUUCGCCACUGAGCCUUACAAUGCAGCGCGGCCCUACCACGUGGCCCUGCUCAGUCUCCCCGAGGCUGCUCGGACAGAAGCCGGGAAGCCAGAGAGUGGCACCCCGACGGGCAUGCCGGGCCUGGCAGCAUCCAGCGCCGUGCCCACCGUGGCCAGGGCAGGCUUCCUGGGCUUCCUGGAGGCCAACAUGUUCAGCGUCAUCAUCCCCGUGUGUCUCAUCCUCCUGCUCCUGGCCCUCAUCCUGCCCCUGCUCUUCUACCUCCGCAAACGCAACAAGACUGGCAAGCACAACGUACAGAUCCUGACAGCCAAGCCCCGCAAUGGCCUAGCUGGGGACACCGAGACCUUCCGCAAGGUAGAGCCAGGCCAGGCCAUCCCGCUGACCACAGUGCCUGAUCAGGGAGCCCUGCCAGGUAGCCAGCCUGACCCAGAGCUGCUGCAAUUCUGCCGGACACCAAACCCUGCCCUCAAAAAUGGCCAAUAUUGGGUGUGA
Messenger RNA from Elephantulus edwardii (Cape elephant shrew), 7062 nucleotides. RefSeq names its product chondroitin sulfate proteoglycan 4 (gene CSPG4). NCBI's taxonomy places the organism in Eukaryota, Metazoa, Chordata, Mammalia, Macroscelidea, Macroscelididae. The record is from RefSeq and is a predicted model, not a curated record. Bases 1 to 7062 code for a protein of 2353 amino acids. The transcript is spliced from 11 exons.